Theobroma umbraticum is the source of this 1813-nucleotide messenger RNA. RefSeq lists its product as uncharacterized. The record is from RefSeq and is a predicted model, not a curated record. NCBI's taxonomy places the organism in Eukaryota, Viridiplantae, Streptophyta, Magnoliopsida, Malvales, Malvaceae.
UCCCCACUUCAAAGCACCCCCGAAACUCAGCACAAGCAGCAGUUUCCCACUCACACCGCCAUCAUUAUUAUUAUUGGCUGCUACAGCUGUGCUACCAUUACUACAUGUCUAGCCACUCACAAACGCUCUAUCCCAAGGGCCGAGAGGUUGGCAGCACCGAGCACAACUGGUGCCGUGCGGUGCUCGGUGGCACUGGCAUAGCCGUCUUGGCCGUACUUACAUCCAAACACCCGGAUGUUCCACGUCUCCGAACUGCUCUUCACAAGCUACAAAAUUCCCAUCCAAUUCUUAGGUCUAGGCUUCAUUACGAUCCUAAUGCAAGUACUUUCUCCUUUGUUACGUCUUCUUCUCCUUUCGUUCAAGUCAAGUCCUUUAACCAUUCUACAACGUGUAGCAUCCUUGAAAAUCUUUAUAACCAAGAAAACCAAAACAUCUCACCCCUGCAAUUGAUUCUUGAACAUGAACUUAACCAAAAUGCUUGGACAAGUGCUUGUCAUCAUCCUAAUAACCCUUCGUUUAGCACCAAAAAUGAUAUGUUCUUUGCUAGUAUUUACGCUUUGCCUGGUGCAAGGUGGGUGUUGGUGCUCCGCCUACAUGCCUCCGCAUGUGACCGGACCACGGCAGUGUCGUUGCUGCGAGAACUGUUGACGUUAAUGGGCACUGAAGAAGAGGAGACAGGGACGCAGGGUCAAAAGGAAAUGAUGAACAAAGGAGAGGUAAGCUUGGCGAUUGAAGACCUUAUUCCCAAGGGGAAGGCUAAGAAGGCUCUUUGGGCACGCGGAGUGGACAUGCUAGGCUACUCUGUUAAUUCUUUAAGGCUGUCAAAUUUGAAGUUCAAAGAUGCAAAAUCUCCCAGAUCCAGUCAAAUGGUGAGGUUGCUGAUCAGCCCUGAUGAAACUGAGAGGAUCUUGGCUGGUUGCAAGGCAAGAGGGAUAAAGUUGUGUGGGGCGUUAGGAGCUGCAGGGCUGAUUGCUGCCCACACUUCUAACUGCCGUUCAGAUCAUCAAAGGAAGAAGUAUGGGAUUGUAACUCUCACCGAUUGCCGCUCAAUUCUUGAACCUCCUCUCUCCAAUCACCAUUUUGGAUUUUAUCACUCAGCUAUCCUAAACACACAUGUCAUUAAAGGGGCAGAGAAGCUUUGGGAGCUAGCCAAGAAAAUGUACACAGCAUUUACAAACUAUAAGAGCUGCAACAGGCAUUUUUCAGACAUGGCAGACCUGAAUUUCUUGAUGUGCAGGGCCAUGGAGAACCCUGGCUUGACCUCAUCAUCAGCCUUGCGCACAUCUUUGAUAUCGGUGUUUGAGGACACCGUGGUUGACGCGUCUAACGACCAGCAAACACAAGUUGGCCUAGAGGACUACAUGGGCUGCGCUUCUGCUCAUGGCAUCGCCCCGUCCAUCGCGAUUUUCGACACUAUACGUGACGGGCGGCUGGAUUGUGUGUGCAUUUAUCCUUCGCCAUUGCAUUCAAGGGAGCAAAUGCAGGAGCUGGUUGAUAAUAUGAAGUGCAUUCUUGUGGAUGCAGGAAAAAAUGCUAAUGCUCACGAGAGCUAGAACCUCCGGUCAGCCGGCCUUUGAGCUACAGCUAGCAUAAGGCUUACUAUUCCAACUAAAUGUUGGUAUGGCCUAAUCUCUGGGGAUAUCUCCCACUUGCUUACUCUACUUAAAAGAAUUUAGAUCAGUUACAAUUAACUAAUUGUUGCUGAAGAUCGGAUAUGAUUAAGUUUAUGGUUUUAAUUAGCCAAAAAACAAAAAAAAAAAUGAAAGAACUAUAUUGAAAUUUUAAGAAAUAUCAUAUAUGCUCUACACUAGCA